AUUGAACGCAAACAUUAAAUUUAUCUUUAUGUAAUGGUUUUAGUUGGUGUUUACUAUUUACUACCUAGUAAAUAUGGCACCCGUGGAAGUAAAUGUAUGCUCCAACGAAAUUGAAGUUAUAUCUUCGCUUUCAAAAUUAAUUGAGAGCAAAGCUAAUGAGACUUUGCAAAAAAAUAACUGCUUUCGAGUUGGUUUAUCUGGUGGAAGUCUCAUUAAAUUCUUGUGUAAAGGUUUGCCAUCAGUCAAUACUAAUUGGCAGAAAUGGCAAUUCUUCUUUUGUGAUGAAAGACUCGUUCCUUUUGAUGAUAAAGAAAGCACUUUUGGGUGCUAUAAACGGGAUUUAAUGCCUCUGAUUCCAAUUACUGAGAGUCAAUUUAUCACUAUUGAUCCAAGUUUAAAGGGAGAAGAUUCAGCUCAAGACUAUACACGCAAAAUUGAACAAGAAUUCAGAAUCUCAUCAUCUUUUCCUAAAUUUGACUUAUUGCUUUUGGGUAUUGGCCCAGAUGGUCACACUUGCUCACUUUUUCCCAAUCAUCCACUUUUAAAGGAAGAAAAGAAAUGGGUUGCAUCCAUAGAUGACUCUCCUAAACCCCCUCCUAGCCGCAUAACUUUGACCUUGCCAGUUUUGAAUAAUUCCAAGUGUGCUGUUUUUGCUACUAUUGGAGAAUCUAAGGCUGAAAUACUUAAAGAAAUCCUGGAAGGUAACAGUGUACAACCCCUUCCAGCAGCAUUGGUACGUCCCACUCAAGGAGAACUUCAUUGGAUUGUAGAUAGAGAAGCUGCAAAACUUCUUCUGUAACUGCGCAUUUACUUAAAAUUUUUUCCCCUUAAACGAAACAAAUAUUCGAUGACUUUGGAAUCAUGCCUUAAAUGUUGUGAUAUUGGUUAUUCUUAAAAUUUUAUAUUAAUAUUUCUAGAUUAUAUAUUUUUAUUUUGAUAUAAUGUUGAGUUUCUUUUAGAAUAAAAUCAUGUUACAUUGUU
Molecule: messenger RNA, 981 nt
Organism: Parasteatoda tepidariorum (common house spider)
Lineage: Eukaryota; Metazoa; Arthropoda; Arachnida; Araneae; Theridiidae
Gene: Pgls
Product: 6-phosphogluconolactonase
Biological process (GO): pentose-phosphate shunt; carbohydrate metabolic process
Molecular function (GO): 6-phosphogluconolactonase activity
Source: RefSeq, a predicted model, not a curated record